Molecule: messenger RNA, 745 nt
Organism: Sinocyclocheilus anshuiensis
Lineage: Eukaryota; Metazoa; Chordata; Actinopteri; Cypriniformes; Cyprinidae
Product: homeobox protein Dlx1a-like
Exons: 2
Biological process (GO): negative regulation of transcription by RNA polymerase II; embryo development; cell differentiation
Molecular function (GO): RNA polymerase II cis-regulatory region sequence-specific DNA binding; DNA-binding transcription factor activity, RNA polymerase II-specific
Source: RefSeq, a predicted model, not a curated record
GUUCGUUUCAACGGGAAAGGCAAAAAGAUCCGCAAACCCCGGACCAUCUACUCCAGCCUCCAGCUGCAGGCUCUGAACAGGAGGUUCCAGCAAACGCAGUAUCUGGCUCUGCCGGAGAGAGCCGAGCUCGCCGCGUCCCUGGGGCUCACGCAGACACAGGUGAAGAUCUGGUUUCAGAAUAAACGCUCCAAGUUUAAGAAACUGAUGAAACAAGGCGGAGGAACAAUAGACGCGAACGCUUUGGCAAACGCGCUGUCCACCGGAUCUCCAUCCGUGGCGCCCGUCUGGAACUCAACAGCCAGCGUCAAAACAUCCACACCGACCUCGUAUAUUCCCAGUUACACCUCAUGGUAUCCCACAGCACACCAGGACACUAUGCAGCAGCCGCAACUCAUGUGAACCAGGACUGCUGAAACAACCCCGCCCCUCUUUCCGCCAAUGGCCCAGUUCAGGGGACCCGACGCAAGGCCGGUCACUCUGCGGCCCUCUGCAGCCCAGACCAGAUGUGAUCCGGAGACACACUCAAAAAGACACCUGCUGACACACUGGCCAGCGUGGACUGAGCGAGGGUCGUCUGCACCAGAGAGGAAACAAGUCUGUUUUUGAAUCGAAGGGAAUGCCGGGAAAGUGGGUCAAAUCAAAGCUGCUCUCCCCCUUUCCGUGACUUUUUUGUUGUGUAAAAAAAACAAAAAAACACACACACACAAAAAAACCUGAAACCGUACCUAGUCAGAAGUGUAUUUCA